Messenger RNA from Pteronotus mesoamericanus, 2891 nucleotides. It is a transcript of the gene PAAF1, whose product is annotated as proteasomal ATPase associated factor 1. Lineage: Eukaryota; Metazoa; Chordata; Mammalia; Chiroptera; Mormoopidae. The record is from RefSeq and is a predicted model, not a curated record. The transcript has 12 exons. Gene Ontology annotation, molecular function: protein binding. Bases 60 to 1238 code for a protein of 392 amino acids.
UUCCGAGAACCCAUAUCCGGGAAAGAGCGGAAGAGGCAGGCUGGUGAGGUGGGGUCAAGAUGGCGACGCCUUUGAGGAUUCAGAGCGACUGGGCUCAAGCCCUCAGGAAGGAUGAAGGGGAGGCCUGGCUGAGCUGUCACCCCCCAGGGAAACCAACUUUGUAUGGCAGCCUAACCUGUCAAGGAAUUGGCGUUGAUGGCAUCCCAGAGGUUACAGCUUCAGAAGGAUUUAUUGUGAAAGAAGUAAACAAGAAAAGCAUUCAUGUUUCAUGUCCAAAGGAAAAUGCAUCUUCGAAGUUUUUGGCACCAUAUACUACUUUUUCCAGAAUUCAUGCAAAGAGUAUAACGUGCCUGGACAUUUCUAGUGGAGGAGGACUUGGUGUGUCUUCUAGUGCUGACGGGAGCAUGAAAGUCUGGCAGGCUUCCAAUGGAGAACUCAGAAGAGUAUUGGAAGGACAUGUGUUUGAUGUGAAUUGUUGCAGGUUUUUCCCAUCAGGCCUUGUGGUUCUGAGUGGGGGAAUGGAUGCCCAGCUGAAGAUCUGGUCAGCUGAAGAUGCUAGCUGCGUGGUGACCUUCAAAGGUCAUAAAGGAGGUAUCCUAGAUACAGCCAUUGUUGAUCGGGGGAGGAAUGUGGUAUCUGGUUCUCGAGAUGGAACAGCACGACUUUGGGAUUGUGGGCGGUCAGCCUGCCUGGGAGUUAUUGCAGACUGCGGUUCUUCCAUCAAUGGAGUGGCUGUGGGUGCUGCCGACAACUCCAUCAACCUCGGGUCUCCUGAGCAGAUGCCCAGUGAACGGGAGGUUGGAACAGAAUCGAAAAUGCUGCUGUUGGCCCAGGAAGAUAAGAAGCUUCAGUGCCUAGGACUACAGAGCAGGCAGCCGAUAUUUCACUUUAUUGGCUCAGAUGCCUUCAACUGCUGUACUUUUCUCUCUGGCUUCUUGCUAUUGGCUGGAACACAGGAUGGAAACGUUUAUCAGCUGGACGUGAGGAGUCCAAGGGCUCCAGUGCAAGUCAUCCACAGAUCAGGAGCACCGGUUCUGUCCCUGCUGAGAUUCAGAGAUGGCUUUAUUGCUAGCCAAGGUGAUGGAAGUUGUUUCGUUGUCCAGCAAGACUUAGACUAUGUCCUUGAGCUCACCGGGGCCGACUGUGACCCUGUGUACAAGGUGGCCACGUGGGAGAAGCAGAUUUACACAUGUUGUCGAGAUGGUCUUGUACGGCGCUAUCAGCUCUCUGACCUCUGAUUCCUUGGAAAGAGAAGUCAUAGUUAAUGAAAACAAUUGACCCUGAUCAACAAUGAGCAGAAACAUCAUGAGUCCUUCCCAAGGACCCUGAUCUUUAUUGUCUUGGGCACAUUUUGGAGGUCACAGAAAGCCAACAACAUUGGCCGUGUGAACUGUCAUUCCAUAACAAGAGGUACUUUGAACUGAGUAAGAAGUUCACAUAUGCUCACUGCUUUUGCCCCAACUUUAUGUAUAAACUACCCCCAGCAACACAGGGCAAGACUAUGGAUUGCUUACAGUUUGAUCUCACAGCAGUUGUAUUAAAUGUUUACAGGACCAGAGGACUAAAGCCUGUUCUCUGAAAGAAAUAAAGAGAAUAUAUUUGGAGGAGUCUGAAUUUAAAAAACUUUGUUAAAUACUCAUUCCAGCAAAAACCCAGUCAAGCUGAUGGAACUCCAUUUUCAGGGCUUCCCGUUGGCCUGGCCAUAGAGAAGGACUGUUUGACAGUAGCAGUAAACAUCCCAUAAGCAGCAGCCUGGGAGAGGUGUUUAUAUAGGUGGGAUAAGCAACCAUCCCAGCUUUUCUCAGACUGGGAGGCUUUCUGCUCCAUGUAACUUUCCAUCCAGGCAAACCGACAUGGUCAAUCAGUCUGUACACAGGUGAUGGAGUUGAGCCAUUGUAAAGGCAGGGGCCAUCAAACUAUUGUCCCUGGAACAGCUGUAUCAGUUAUUACCAGGAAACUUAGGAACAGAAAUCCUUGAGCCCCACCUCAGACCUACAUCCGAAAUUCUAUGGGUAGCACCCACAGUCAGUACUUAAUCCUUCCAUGAUUUGGAUGCAUGUGAACGUUUGAGACCUAGAGGGAGAGAUGGUAAAGGGCACUUUCGUUAUAAAUGGGACCCAGGGCUCCUAGAACGGCCAGGCUGGUCUGUAGGAGGUGAAGCUGGAGAGGCUUCCAGGACCCGAAUAGUGAAGGGACUUGCGUGCCAGGAAGAAGCUUCAACUUCACUUAGUUGGCUGUAGGGAACCGUGAAGGAGUUUUUCAGCAAGGGUGUGACAUGGUUACUUCUUUUUUUCCUCAACAUAAAAAUGGAAUUAUAAUGUAUGUAUUCCCUGGCUUAUUUUCAUUCAGUGUCUUUGAGUUCUUUUCAUCUCAAUACCUUUAGACCUUCCUCAUUCUUUUUUAACAACUUCCAGAGCAUGAAUAUCAUGUCAUUUACAUUUUAUAGGUUAUUAAAGAAAGUUUUCUUGGCACAUGCCAUAUUUGAACUGGGCCAUGUAGGCUAAGCUCUAGAAUUUAUUUAAGGGAAGAAGGUAAUUCCUGUCUGGGGUAAUAGUAUGAUUUACAGAUUUCUUAAAGGCAUAUUCUCAUGUAAUCUUUAUCACUGCCUUGUGACAUACCAGUAGUAACUCAACGAGAUGACGUGAUUUGCCAAGGGUCAUAGAGAGCAGGAACUUGAACACAGUUUAACUUGUUUUUAAUCUUUAUUAUAUCUUUUUUUCAUUAUCAUUUAGUCCCCUUAUACCCCGCUCCCCCCAGGGAUCCUCACACUGUUGUCUACAUCCAUGAGUCCUUUUUCCUUUUCGCUCAAUCUGUCUUAACUUUAAAUCCCAUUUUUUCCUACCUGUUGCAUAUUCCUAAACAAAAUUGUGAAAAUAAAAUACUGUAAUUCA